Aphanomyces astaci is the source of this 1782-nucleotide messenger RNA. RefSeq lists its product as hypothetical. The coding region runs from base 1 to 1551 and encodes 516 amino acids. Gene Ontology annotation, molecular function: protein binding. The transcript has 7 exons. The record is from RefSeq and is a predicted model, not a curated record. Lineage: Eukaryota; Oomycota; Saprolegniomycetes; Saprolegniales; Verrucalvaceae.
AUGGGCAAAGGGACUGGGGACUCUGUGGACAACACAUUGCUGCCGUCAAAGCAGCAACUUCUCCAGAAACAAUUCACAGACACAUACCAAGAGAUCCAAGCACUCAAGCAAGUGCUUAAGGGCUAUCUCCACAAGGAAGACAAUAAUACAGCGUCGAGCGCGGACGUGUCGUCGUCUGAAGCUGUAGCAUGCAACCCCUGUCCCCAUGAAAAAUCGGCCGGUCAGUUCAAGUUCAAACCGAGCAAAACGUCGGAGAGAAUCUUGGCCCAGAGCCAGCAGGGUAAAGUGCCGUUUCUCGAGCGCGUCAAGUUGCAGGCACACAAGCACGAGCAGACGGCAAAGUCGCUCAAGGAGCAAGUGCUGGCAGUCGAAGACGUACAAAUGACGUUUACCCCGUCUAUUAAUCCCAAAUCGAAGCGCAUGGAGCGACGAAUAGACCACUUGUGGUCGUGGGAGCGAGACAAGCAGGUCAAAGUCGAAGCCCGGAGGAUAGCAGCGGUGCAAGACGAGCUCGCGCAAGUCACGCCCGUCCCAGUGUGCAGCGCCAAGUCCAACCAAAUGCUCCAACGCUGUUCGAGUUACACCAAGCAUUCUGCCGCACGACCGAUCAAGGUCGAAGACAGGCUGCAGAGGUAUGGGGCGACGAUCUCGGCCAAGAAAAAGGCGAGGCGGCGAGAGCCCCCUUGUCCGUUUCAGCCCACGCUGUCGUGCCAUUCGGCCAGACUCCAGCGCGACGGCGACGUCCACACCCGGCUUUUCAACCUCGCUGCAAAGGAACCUCCUCCCCAGCCCUCCAUCACGGCUAUGCCGCAUCGACGACCGCCCCCCACUACCCCCCUGGACGCGCACACAGCCCAGCUGUGCACUCGAUUGCACGAAGAAGCCACCGUGAACCAGGAAAAACUGAAACACAUUCGCGCCGCAGAAGCACGAGACUUGGAUAUGCUCAGGAACACCCCUAAAAUCAGCGCCACGAGCUUGAAGCUGGCACGUCAACACCACACGAGCGGUCGGAAGGCACCAACCAGUCCCCCCCCGCCCCCCCCCAAACAGCCAGUGCGAACGAUGCCCCUCAAGGAAGCCGAGCAGGUUUACCUCAAACAAGUGCAGUGGAAAGUGCAAAAGGAAGCCAAAGCGACCCAAGAGCGCGAGGCCCAACAGCAGCACCAGAUUGCCCAAUGCACGUUUUCCAACCCGUAUCGAACCGAGGACGAGGAACAGUGUCCAGUGAAACCACAACCCAACGACACGUACUUUCGAAAGGCCAUGGACUGGGAGCGACGACGGCAGCAACUCGUGGCCGAAAAGCAGCAACGCCUGUUGUUAGAUGCAUUGAAAGAAUGCACAUUUCACCCCCAUACAAACCCAAGCCCCCAAGACCAGCAACGAGAGGCGAAACGGUCAACGCUCGAGUCGAUGCUGUCCAUGUUUCGACAUGAACAAGACGAGAAUUGCCUACGAACGCCCCCUAAACAAGUGACAGACGAGCCGACCUGCACCCAAACCCUGGGAGGCGUUCCCAGGUACACACCAUAUCCUCAUCCUAUGUAGUUCAAACUAUACUCCAUUUAUUACUAUGAUGAUUCUAUGAACGAUGUAGUCGAAACAGUUUGCGCAUUUCAGCGGGCGACGAUGCGCGGAUAUUGCCGCCUCCGUGGGAAGAAUAUGUGACUGAAGAUGGCUUUCUGUACUACGUCAACACGUUGACGCGGGCGUCGCAAUGGGACUUUCCGUAAUAAUAAUAUAAUAAAAAACAGAAAAGAAAUAUUGCGAUAGUUUUAC